AAUGUAGUUGUGAGAAAUCUUCACAAUUAUUGGUAUAUAGCGAUAAGAUAGCAUUCCACCUGAAACUUGCAUAUAGGUUACUUCCUUCGGGAGAACGAGUAGUACAUAUUGAGUCUCUCUUGCAAUUGGUGUGUUGUUGCAUUUACAUAAAUUGUUAUAAAAAUGACUAUCGACUUCUAUUAUACCCCUGCAUCAGCACCAUGUAGAUCUGUUCUUCUCACAGCUAAAGCUUUGGGAAUUGAGAUGAACUUGAAAAAAAUGAAUAUGCUGAAAGGGGAGACAAGGACACCUGAUUUUAUUAAGAUGAAUCCACAACACUCAGUACCUACUCUUGUAGAUGAUGGAUUUGUUCUGAGCGAAAGCCGAGCAAUCAUUACAUAUUUAGUUUCAAAAUAUGGAAAAGAUGACAGUCUCUAUCCGAAAGAUGUACAAAAACGAGCUAUUGUGGAUCAAAGACUCUAUUUUGAUGCUUGUUCCGUUUACCAAAAGUUUGCUGAUUAUUUCUAUCCCACGAUAUUCACCAAUGCAAGCCCAGAUCCUGCUCUCCUGGAGAAACUCAAAGAUGUCUACAUCAUCUUGAACACAUUCCUUGAGAAUUCAAAGUACGCUGCAGGUGAUAAAAUGACCGUAGCAGAUUUCAGUUUAGUAGCUAGCGUAUCAACCGCAGAAGUUACCGGAAUAUUCGAUAUUUCUGCAUAUCCGAAUGUUUGGAAGUGGCUCCAGAAUAUGAAGAAAACAGCUCCAGGAUACGAAGAAGCUAAUGGAAAACAUAUCGAAAAUUUCAUGGGGUUUGUCGCGGAAUACAAAAAGAAAAUGGCCGUUAAAAUAUUGGUAAUGUGUGUUUUCUUUAAAAUGACUAAGCAACAUAUUACGUUAAAAAUGACCAUCGACUUCUACUAUACACCUGGAUCUGCUCCAUGCAGAGCUGUUCUUCUGACCGCUAAGGCUGUGGGUGUUGAACUCAAUCUCAAACAUCUCGACCUGAUGAAGGGCGAACAUCUUACACCAGAAUUUUUGAAGAUCAAUCCACAACACACAAUUCCAACCCUUGUCGAUAAUGGAUUGGCUUUAUCAGAAAGCCGAGCCAUUAUAACCUACCUUGUCUCACAAUAUGGAAAAGACGACAGUCUUUACCCAAAGGACCCUAGAAAACGCGCUGUUGUGGAUCAAAGGUUAUACUUCGAUGCCGGUACAUUAUAUGCAAGAUAUGCUGAAAAUUAUUACCCACAUUACUUUGCUGGAGUACCCUUCGAUUCCACCAAAAUGGAAAAACUGAUGGACGCCUUCAAAGUUCUUAACUCCUUUUUGGAUAACUCCAUAUAUGCCGCAGGAGAUAAAAUGACUGUUGCUGAUUUGAGCUUGGUUGCUUCAGUUUCAACUGCCGAAGUUUCAGGUAUUGACAUCAACGCAUAUCCCAAUAUUGCCAAAUGGUACAAAAAUAUUCAAAAGAGUGCACCUGGUUAUGAAGAAACAAAUGGAAAGGGAGUAGCACAAUUCAAACAGUUGGUUGAACACCUUACCAAGAAGAAGUGAUGUUGAAGAUUUGAAUGGAUGAUAUAUAUGCUUACAUUUUCAGUAUUUUUGUGCUUAUUGAGUGAAUGAAAAAUGAUUGUGCUAAAAUUUAUUGUAGGAGAUACAAAUUACAAUAAAAUUAUAUAAAACCAA
This is a messenger RNA of Harmonia axyridis, 1665 nucleotides long. RefSeq lists its product as uncharacterized. Gene Ontology annotation, biological process: glutathione metabolic process. The record is from RefSeq and is a predicted model, not a curated record. NCBI's taxonomy places the organism in Eukaryota, Metazoa, Arthropoda, Insecta, Coleoptera, Coccinellidae. The coding region runs from base 163 to 1533 and encodes 456 amino acids. Gene Ontology annotation, molecular function: glutathione transferase activity. The transcript has 8 exons.